AUGGCGAAGCCAACGAAGCGAGCAUCAAAGCAAACACCAAUCAAUCCAGGUGCAAAGCAGGCCGAUAAUUUUGAAACCCCGGCAGCUUUCACGCAAGCCCCAUCCUCACUUACUCAAUUCCUUGAAAAUCUCUCACCCGAGCAUGUCUACCUCAUUCACCUAGAUCGCCAGCCAAAGCUCGAAAAGCACCAAAUCUUUUUCGUCCCCCUUGUCCUGAAUAGUGUUAUACUCGCGCUCGUUAUUUACAGAGUGUAUAUCGGCAUAUUCACAUACCCGGAUAUCCUCAUUGCGAUCCUCGGCGGCGAUAGCCCCGCGAGAAUAGACCCCAAGAGAUCUAGUUGGAGUCUGAUAUCAAGCGUGCUCGCCCAGCGAACAUUCACAUUCCUAUUCGACUACCUUCUUAUAGCACUCUUUCUUCCCUGGCCGGUACGAUUUAUCACCGGUCCCGUCCGAUGGCGUCUGAAAGUCGGAUUCCAACGCGUUGAAAUCGUGGUGCGCAAGAGUCGUGCAUGGAGCGAAACUUUGAGACGAACAUGGAUCCGGGACGACGACGGUGCGAUGAAAGAGCGCAUUAUACCGGCCAUCACGCCCAUGCGGCUUCGAAAGACGGGAUAUUUGCUUAUAGAUGCGGAUUGGGAUCUUGAUUUUCCGUCGAUGACUCGGGCAUAUGACGAUGUCAAGACAGGCAAGCUUAAUUUCGGAGAUUUUGAAACAUGUGUGAUAGUCCACGGUGGUGGAAAUAAAGGCUGGCUCAUCUGGCGCGUGGAAGACCACGAGUUUGCCCAUCGUUCCGAUCCGUCUAUGGAAUUAACUCCCUCGGAACGCGGUAAGAUCGUCGCAUUUAAAGAUAAACUUACAUCCAUGGGGAAAGAGGAUUUGUUUUUCCGCUGGGUAGAGAUAAUACAGUUUGAGAGCACGCAGCCGGGGGGUUUUACAGCUGAAAGGCAGCAGAAAGCCAUGCUAGAAACGAAGGAGCUUUUCGAACAGCACGGAGUGGAUUUUGAACAGUUCUGGUCUGAGGUUGGGGGUAUGCAGGGCGUAUCCUUAUGA
Coccidioides immitis RS is the source of this 1050-nucleotide messenger RNA. RefSeq lists its product as uncharacterized. NCBI's taxonomy places the organism in Eukaryota, Fungi, Ascomycota, Eurotiomycetes, Onygenales, Onygenaceae. The transcript has a single exon. The record is from RefSeq and is a predicted model, not a curated record. The coding region runs from base 1 to 1050 and encodes 349 amino acids.